Molecule: messenger RNA, 1850 nt
Organism: Tachyglossus aculeatus (Australian echidna)
Lineage: Eukaryota; Metazoa; Chordata; Mammalia; Monotremata; Tachyglossidae
Gene: DYNC2LI1
Product: dynein cytoplasmic 2 light intermediate chain 1
Exons: 13
Coding region: 44-1075 (343 amino acids)
Biological process (GO): intraciliary retrograde transport; intraciliary transport involved in cilium assembly
Cellular component (GO): ciliary basal body; axoneme; cytoplasmic dynein complex
Molecular function (GO): dynein heavy chain binding
Source: RefSeq, a predicted model, not a curated record
CAGGAAGUGAAGCUCCCGCCGCCGAGUCCGCCGUCCAGCCACGAUGCCCAGCGAAACUCUGUGGGAGAUUGCCAGAGCCGAAGUGGAGAAGAAGGAGAAACCCGAAGGAGGUGGCGAUGGGGAAAAGUCGGUCUUCUUCGUUGGCAGUAAGAGCGGGGGGAAGACAACCAUAAUCCUGAGGUGCCUUGACAGGGACGAGCCGGCCAGGCCGACAUUGGCACUGGAGUACACCUUUGGGCGCCGGGCCCGGGGCCACAACACGCCCAAGGACAUCGCUCACUUCUGGGAACUGGGCGGGGGGACGUCCCUGCUGGACCUGUCAAGGAUCCCCAUCACGGCCGGCAGCCUGCGGACGUUUUCUUUAGUUCUGGUUCUGGACCUAUCGCGGCCCAACGAGCUCUGGCCCACUGCGGACCACCUGCUCAGGGCCGUCAGGACCCACGUGGAGAGCCUGGGCCAGCCUGGCACCCGAGCUGCCGCCGCACCAAAGACAUGGAGCCCAGUGCCCAGGGAUCAUCCGGAUCGGGAGUUCAUUGAUCCAUUCCCCAUUCCCCUGGUGAUCAUCGGCAGCAAGUACGACGUCUUCCAGAAUCUGGACUCUGAGAAGAGGAAAGUGAUCUGCAGGACCCUCCGGUUUGUGGCACAUCACCAUGGGGCCACGCUGAUGUUCACUGGCAAAUCAGAAGCGCUCCUGCUGAAAACCCGCUCGGUGAUCAGCCACUUGGCAUUCGGGGUCGGUGUUGAUCGGAGUAAGGCCCUGACGGUGGAUCAGAACAAGCCCCUGUUCAUCCCAGCUGGGCUGGACUCCUUCAGCCAGAUAGGGCCACCUCCUGCCGCCGCCGGAGACGUCGGGAAGCUGCGGGUGCAGACGCCCCUGCAGCUGUGGAAGGAAGUCUACGACAAAGCCUUCCCGCUGCAGGCCAAAAGUGACCGCAAAGACCUCAAGGACCCAGGCCGUGACCCCCAGUAUGCCGAGCGCGAAGUCGACGCCAUGCGAGCUCAGAAGGACCAGGAGCUGGAGCAGUACAAGAGGAGCGCUGCCAAGUCCUGGAGAGAAAUCAACUUGGAACCAUGAGGUGUGCCCGGCCCGCUGCCUGGCCCGCGGGCAGCAGCGGCCUCUUGGUUCUUGGCCUGGUCCGAGGGCAGGCCAGGUCCCAGAGGGUGGGAAAACUGGUGGCAGCACAAACCCCAGGUGAUUUUGGUUGAUGGGAAACAGUUUUUACCAGUGAACUGCCUCCCGGGUGGCUUUGGAUGGAAUCUCUGCCCUUACCAGAGCCCAACCCCCCAACACCCACCCACCCACACAAACACAUGCACACCAUGCCCAACACACUCAUGCACACGCACACACACAUGCACACACAGAAGUUCCUGAUCUUAGGGCCGCCACGUGCCUGGGCUAUUUCCCCACUUGCCUUGAAGCCAGAGCUGGAAGAAUCCCUGGCUCGUGGAGGUUUCCUUGUUGGUGUGGGGAUUCCCUCAUGGAAGUCCUGCCUCCCGUGAUCUCGCCAUCCAUGAUCACACCACCGUAGUCCCAUAGCCCAUAGCCUCAUCACCUAUAAUCACACUGGCUGUGCCCUUGUUGCCCAUGAUCCCUUUGCCCUUGGAGUUUGGAACCGUGAGGCAUGCUUGGCCCCAGGUGACUUCCUUCGGGACAAGGGGCCUGGAGGCGGGUCAACAUAAGGAUGGGCAGGGAAGCGCCUGUCUCCAAGCCACUGGGAAGACCUCCAACAGGGUGCCCCCCCCCCCCCCCAAGGGGUUUUGAAUGGCCAACUACAGCCCUGGUCGGGGACCCUCCAGGAGCUGACGUUUCAUCCCAGGGAGGGGGAGUCAUUCCUGAAUAAAACGUC